AUGCCUCUUCUACCCACUCGCCAAAUUCACCCAUUCCUCGAUUCAUUUCACACUUGUCAUAACUUCAAUUCUCUCCGUUUCUUCACUCACACUUCAUCUUCAAUCCACAAAAACUUCACUUUCAAAAUACCCAUCAUCAAUUUCACUUAUCUUCGUUUCAAAAAACCCAUUUUUCCUUGCAGCAGUUUCUGCACUGAUACCUGGUUGAAACGUUGGAAUGAACCCUCUUCCAAACACACCCGUCCAAAACCGCCACGCGCUAUUCUAGAUAUUUCAAGCUCUGAUGAUGAGGACGUUGGUGGUAGUAGAAUGAAUAGGAUUGUUGAGAAAUUGAAGAAAUUCGGGUAUGAAAGUGAUGGGAUUGAAAAAGGGUCAGUGGAGGAUAUAUUUUAUGUCGAAGAAGGAAUGUUGCCUAAUACAAGAGGUGGGUUUUCGCCGGAAUCUCCAUUUGGGGUUGGAAGUUUUGGAAGUGGUGGUGGAGAAGUGAGGUUUCCUUGGGAGAAACCAGUGGUGGAUGAAGAGGUUGAAGAGAGGAAGGGUUUGAGGAAAAAAAGUAAGACUUCUAUGGCGGAAUUGACUCUUCCUGAGUCUGAAUUGAGGAGGUUGCUUAAGUUGAGUUUUAUGAAGAAGCAUAAGACAAGAAUUGGGGGUGGUGGGGUUACUCAAGCGGUUGUUGAUAAGAUUCAUGAGAGGUGGAAAACUUCUGAGAUUGUCAGACUCAAGUUUGAAGGUGAUGCUGCUCUUAACAUGAAGAGGAUGCAUCAGAUGUUGGAGAGAAAAACUGGUGGUUUGGUGAUUUGGAGGUCUGGCAAUUCUGUUUCUUUAUACCGGGGUGUGAGCUACAAGGACCCUUCAAUACAACAUAAUAAACAAUUAUAUCGUAAAAGUGAAAACUCAUCGAAGUUUUUACCAACACCUUCUAAUAAAUUUGCGGUGAAACCUUCCGAAUUUACUUCUAAUUCUGAGACAAAUAAUUCAUUGGAAAAAUUGGAAUCUACAAAUGAUCAUGAAGAAAAAGUCAAUCUUCCAAAAGUCAGUUAUGAAGAUGAAGUUGACAAGUUACUGGAUGAUCUAGGUCCUAGAUAUACAGAUUGGGCUGGAUGUGAGCCAUUGCCUGUCGACGCAGAUAUGCUUCCUCCAACCGUUCCUGGUUACCAACCUCCUUUUAGAGUUCUUCCUUUUGGAGUGAGACCAACACUUGGUUUAAAGGAGGCAACUUCUCUACGAAGAAUUGCUCGGGGACUCCCUCCACAUUUUGCAUUAGGUAGAAACAGGCAGCUUCAAGGUUUAGCUGCAGCCAUGAUCAAAUUGUGGGAAAAAAGUUCUAUUGCAAAAGUUGCACUCAAACGUGGUGUUCAGCUAACUACCAGUGAGAGAAUGGCAGAAGAGAUCAAGAAAUUGACAGGUGGCAUAAUACUCUCUAGAAAUAAAGACUUCUUGGUCUUUUAUCGUGGGAAGAAUUUCUUAUCACCAGAUGUCACUCAAGCUUUGCUAGAGAGAGAAAGAAUGGCAAAAACAAUGCAGGAUGAGGAGGAGCAUGCAAGAUUGAGAGCGUCAUCAUUGAUCUUACCGGCUAUUAAUACAUCAGAGUUGUCAGCAGAGGCCGGGACUCUUGGUGAAACUUUGGAUGCAGAUGCAAAAUGGGGAAAGACGUUGGAUGAGCGUCAUGAGCAAAAAGUUAUGAGAGAAGUAGAACAAUUACGGCACGCCAACCUGGUUAGAAAGUUAGAAGAGAAGCUUUCACUUGCGGAAAGAAAGAUGUUGAGAGCUGAAAAAGCCCUAAUGAAGGUGGAGGUGUCUUUAAAGCCAUCAGAAAAUAGAGCUGACCCAGAAAGUAUAACCGAUGAAGAGAGAUUUAUGUUUCGCAAAUUAGGAUUGCGGAUGAAAGCUUUCUUACUUAUGGGUAGGCGUGGAGUAUUUGAUGGUACUAUCGAGAACAUGCACUUGCAUUGGAAGUAUCGGGAACUGGUCAAGAUAAUUGCGAAGGCUAGCAACUUUGAACAGGUUAAAAAAAUUGCACUAGCUCUUGAAGCGGAGAGUGGUGGUGUUCUGGUUUCAGUUGACAAAGUUUCAAAAGGAUAUUCUAUACUUGUUUACCGAGGAAAGGGUUACAAGCGUCCUUCAAUGUUGAGACCGAAGAAUCUCUUGACAAAGAGAAAGGCUCUGGCACGUUCAAUUGAGCUUCAACGACAUGAGGCACUUUCGAGUCAUAUUUCAACGUUGCAAAGUAAAGUGGAGAAGUUAAGAUCCGAAAUAGAACAAAUAGAAAAAGUAAAGGAUGAAGGAGAUGAAGCACUGUAUAAUAAAUUAGAUUUGGCUUAUUCUACAGACGAUGAUAGCUCAGAGGCGGAGGAUGACGAGGAAGGAGAUGAGACAUAUCUUGAGAGCUACAAUAAUGAAAAUGACAGUGAAGUUGAAAAUGAUGCUAUCAAUUUCCAACCUGAGGAGUUUGCCUCACGUAGUUGA
This is a messenger RNA of Vicia faba (fava bean), 2466 nucleotides long. The record is from the annotation of a GenBank genome assembly. NCBI's taxonomy places the organism in Eukaryota, Viridiplantae, Streptophyta, Magnoliopsida, Fabales, Fabaceae.